Molecule: messenger RNA, 1446 nt
Organism: Salvia splendens (bonfire salvia)
Lineage: Eukaryota; Viridiplantae; Streptophyta; Magnoliopsida; Lamiales; Lamiaceae
Product: beta-amyrin 6-beta-monooxygenase
Exons: 3
Coding region: 1-1446 (481 amino acids)
Biological process (GO): sterol metabolic process
Molecular function (GO): heme binding; oxidoreductase activity, acting on paired donors, with incorporation or reduction of molecular oxygen; iron ion binding
Source: RefSeq, a predicted model, not a curated record
AUGGAGGCCAUUGUAUCGUAUUUUCUGCCUCUUUUCCUUCUUCCCCUCUCCCUCUAUCUCUUCUCGAUCAUCCUCCAUGGAAACGCCUCCGAUGAUCGUAAAAACCUCCCUCCCGGCUCCCGGGGCUGGCCUGUUCUGGGGGAGAACCUCAAGUUUUCCCGCAGCCCAGAGAAAUUCGUCGCAGAAAGAAUGUGGAAACACUCCCCAGAGAUCUUCCAAACCUCGUUGGUGGGCGCGAAAAUGGCCACAUUUUGCGGCGCGAAAGGCAACAAGUUCCUCUUCUCGAACGAGAACAAACUCCUCUCCUUCUGGUUCCCUCAAUCAAUGCGGAGAGUCCUGUCGUUUCCCCACAUCGCCGAGAGCAAUAUGAAGGUGGGCCCCGCCACCAAGAGCAUCCUCCACCACGACCUCUUGUCCCCCGGGGCCCUCAAGAAGCACGUGCCGGCGAUGGACGCGCUGGCGCGUGAGCACAUGGCGCGUCACUGGAGGCCUGGCUCGGUCGCGAGAGUUCUUCCGUUGGCGAAGAAGUACACGUUCGAGCUGGCGUGCGAGUUGGUUCUGAGCGAGGUCGAUCCCCGGCGCGUGAAGAGGCUCUCGGAUCCGUUCACUGCGGUGACGGAGGGGAUGCUCUCCGUGCCUGUGGAUUUUCCCGGGACGGCCUACAGGCGCGCGAUCAGGGGUGGCGAGGCGAUGAGGGAGGAGGUGAUGAGGAUUGUCCGGGAGCGGAGGGAGGAGUUGGAAGGGAGGAACGAGGGCGAGGGCGAGGGCGAGACGGGCGAUUUUCUGUCGAAGAUGGUGAUGGCGAGGGAUGAAGAUGGGCAGUUUAUGGGGGAGAAGGAGAUUUGUACACAAGUAAUUGGUAUGCUGGUGGCUAGCUAUGAUACAACAAGCUCUGCGCUUACUAGUGUCAUGAAUAAUCUUGCUCAACUUCCCCAUGUCUACAAUGAGGUUUUGAAAGAGCAAAUGGAGAUAGCAGAAUCAAAAGGCCCCGGUGAGCUGCUAACAUGGGACGAUAUCGAGAAGAUGAAGUACUCAUGGAACGUCGUGCGUGAAUCGCUCAGGCUCACGCCUCCUUCACUAGGAUCUUUUAGGGAAGUAGCAACUGAAUUCACCUAUGCAGGUUUCACCAUUCCUAAAGGAUGGAAGACGUUCUGGACAGCGUACUCGACCCACAAGAAUCCCAAUUGCUUCCCAGAUCCGGAGAGGUUUGAUCCAUCGCGGUUUGAGGGGAGUGGGCCAGCACCUUACACGUUCGUUCCAUUUGGAGGAGGGCCAAGAAUGUGCCCGGGGAAAGAGUAUGCUAGGCUUGAAUUGUUGGUUAUGAUGCAUAAUGUGGUGACAAGGUUUAGACUUGAGAAGACUAUCCCAAAUGAGAAAAUAGUUUACCAUGCUACGCCUACGCCGGUCUAUGGCCUCCCGCUUCGUCUUCAUCCUCAUCAAAAAUAG